UGACUGGCCCGUCGCUCUGUAACAACCAAUGAACGCGCUUGUUAGAUAGCUGUACGUAAGCUCGCUUCAGAGUUGAAAGAUGGCAGCUUCCAUGAUCGAGCGUAAAGUGCGAGAGAGAGAGCGCGAGUGAGAGAGAGAGAGCGCGAGAGAGAGAGAGAGCGUGAGUGAGAGAGAGCGAGUGAGAGAGAGAGCGUGAGAGAGCACGCGCGAGUGAGAGAGAGAGAGCGAGCGCGCGAGUGAGAGAGCGCGCGAGUGAGAGAGCGAGCGAGAGUGUGUGCGCGAGUGAGAGAGUGAGCGAGAGUGUGUGUGUCAGAGUUGCAUGUUGACCAUUAAAUUGGCUUGAAUUUGUUAAUCAUGACAAGUUUUUUCUUGUGUGUUUGCUUGCCAUUUUAGUACAAUUUUUAAGUCAGAAAACCCCAGAACCCAGGAGCUUCGGGGGGCUUCCCCCCUUGUCCCCCCACCAGGGUGCUGCCCUGGACCAGCUGGGGGCCUGCGGCCCCCAGACCCCCGGCUAAAAUUUUCAGAUAAUUUCACCAGCCCCAAAUCACAUCCUUGACUGGAGCGCGGCUGGCAAUAGUGAGUAUAGAGAUACCAUCACUGCUCUCUGUGCUCGUCUGGAUAGUGCUUUUCCUUUGAACAUAGACAUGACUAAGAUCAGUAUGUGUAAGCAAGAAGAUGGAGAAGGGAUGUCAGCAUUUCUCACCCGUCUCACUGCUGUGCAUGAGAAACACAGUGGCCUGACCAGACCCGCGACCCUGGCUGGAGUGGAAGGCAGUCCUGAGGUCUGGGAAGCGCACCUGCGGAACAGUUUCAUGAGCGGUAUGGAUCCAGCAGUGGCCAAGUUAGUAAAGCAGCUCUGUCUCCUGUGGGAAACCACCAGUCUCACCAAGAUCGAGCAGUACGCUGUGCAUGCAGAAAAGCUGCUGAAGGAGAAGACAAAGUCGACACAAAGAGACCAAGAUCUACACGCCGCCACUCUCACUCUUUUCCAGACUGUUCAGCCUGGAGAAAAAGGAACAAGAAGAGGAAGAGGUCGAAGUAGGGGCCGAGGUCGAAGUAGGGGCCGAGACAGGACGACCUGGAGUUACUCGUCCUGGAUAAAGGAUGCAACCUGCUACAACUGCAAUCAGAAGGGACACAUUGCUCGAAACUGUCUCCACAGAAGCAGCCAGAAGCCCUGUGAGGAGUACAGCAAAGCAGACUGAUGGGCGGAUUCCGGGAACAGGCCCCACACAGAGAACAGGGGAGGCAUAACUCCAGCAGAGGUGCGCCCCAAAUUGGCAGGAGUUCCAAAUUCCGUUUGGGCAAAGGGUAAACAUGAUGUGGGCCUAAUA
Molecule: messenger RNA, 1334 nt
Organism: Neoarius graeffei (lesser salmon catfish)
Lineage: Eukaryota; Metazoa; Chordata; Actinopteri; Siluriformes; Ariidae
Exons: 2
Coding region: 645-1205 (186 amino acids)
Molecular function (GO): nucleic acid binding; zinc ion binding
Source: RefSeq, a predicted model, not a curated record